Molecule: messenger RNA, 465 nt
Organism: Guillardia theta CCMP2712
Lineage: Eukaryota; Cryptophyceae; Pyrenomonadales; Geminigeraceae
Exons: 6
Coding region: 1-465 (154 amino acids)
Source: RefSeq, a predicted model, not a curated record
AUGCAGAUCAAACACCGUACAACGCUGCCAAGACGUGGCUGCUCCUGUCGAUGGAAAACGGGAAAGAAGAUCUGCAAAGUCAAUAAGAACAAUGGAGAGUUGAGUGAAUGUAAAGAGAACAACAUUUCCAUGGAAUACGACGGAUGUAUCGAAUACACUGAUGGGGCAAGGAAAGGAAUCUUCGAUUUUCCUCAGCUAAUCUACAUUGUCCCUGGGGUUUCUGUGUUGACAGGAGCAGUUUAUCUCCUCUGCAUGCGCAUGGAAUGCACAACAAGCUCCUCAGAAAAUCUCCCCGAAAUUCGUCUGCAACCUAUACGGGCUCCCGUGCAGCGAAAAGAGAUCUGGGACGAGAGUGUUCCUCCGAUCGCGUUCGACCUCUACGUCUCGGGUGUUGUCCUCUCUAUGGAGACUCCAAAGUGCACCACGGAGCGACCUGAGCAGUACCAGGACAAGAAAUUAUCUUAA